Molecule: messenger RNA, 1389 nt
Organism: Orycteropus afer afer
Lineage: Eukaryota; Metazoa; Chordata; Mammalia; Tubulidentata; Orycteropodidae
Source: RefSeq, a predicted model, not a curated record
AUGGCCCUGCCCACCCCCUACCAAUCUGUGAGCCUUUCAGGAGCCCCACCACCCCCUAAAUCCCCCUGCGAGGUUCUGGGCCCAGCUGAGAACUCAAGGCCCCAGGAGGAGCAGCAGCCAGCAGUGAGGAAUUGCAGAAUGCCUUCCAAGGGAAACCCCUCCAAAGACCCCCAGGAAGAGACCAUCGAAACACAAGUGCUGGAGCCCCUGGGCAAGCUGCCUCUGCUUGAGGAUGCAGACCCUGAGGCAGCCCCCACCAUGCACACGCUCUACGUUCACCACCUGAACCCCCAGUUCUCUGUGCCAGUGCUCACCUGCCUGCUACGAGACACCCUGGAGAGGCUCGAGGUGCCUGUGGCGCGAGAACACAUUGAGGUGGUGAGGCGGCCGCAGAAGGCCUAUGCAGUGGUGCAGGUGACCAUCCCCAAGGCCACCCUGGCCUCGCUCACCUCACGCCUGCAGGUUGCCGCAGAGAAGCACCUGAUCUUCAAGGAGCUGGCAGCCCGAGGAAAGGAGCUGGUGGUGAGUGAGGGCCGGAAGCCCUCCCGCCGCAGAGAGGUGCGUGGGCCUUCCCCAGGGCACCAGGCCCUAGCCCCAAAACCUCCCCCAGGGGAGAAGCCUGGCCCCAGCCCAGGAGCCAACCAGGACUACAGUGGCAGGUCAAUGGCCCCCCGUGCAGAGAGCCCACCCAGCCCAUCCUGGGCCUCUCAGGGGCUUAGGGACCACCACCACCACCACCCCAGCGGCUCGCUCUCGGACAGUGCCAUCGUGCAUCAGGAGAUCCUGGGCCAGGAGAGGCUCUUCCAGGGCGCUUUCCUGGGCAGCGAGACGCGCAACGUGGAGUUCAAGCGCGGCAGCGGAGAGUACCUGAGCCUGGCGCUCAAGCACCACGUGCGGCGCUACGUGUGCGCCUUCCUCAAUAGCGAAGGCGGCAACCUGUUCGUGGGCGUUGAGGACAGCGGCCUGGUUCAGGGCAUCAGCUGCAGCCACCACGACGAGGACCGCGUGCGCCUGCUGGUGGACGCCAUCCUACAGGGCUUCAAGCCCCAGGUCUUCCCUGACGCCUACACCCUCACUUUCAUCCCUGUUAUCAGCACCUCAGUCACCAGUGUCCCCCUGAAGGUGAUCCGAUUGCGCGUGCACGAACCCAAGGCCCAGAGCGAGCCGCAACUCUACGAAACCGACCAGGGAGAAGUGUUCCUACGCCGCGAUGGGAGCAUCCAGGGCCCACUCUCCGGCAGCGCCAUCCAGGAUUGGUGUAGGCAGAAAUGGAGGGCAGAACUGGGCAAGCUGGAGGAGAAGGUGAAGGUGUUGACAGUGGAGAGGGAGCAGCUCCAACAGCAGCUGAAGCAGCACUGGCUGGCCUCCUGCACCUGCUGUGUUCUGUGA